CAAUCAACAACAUCUUACACACUAUGGAAAAGACGAACGGUGCAAGUGGUGAUGCUGCCAUCUUGCAGGAAAUCCUAGCUAGUCUCAAGACCAUCCAACAGGAGAACACUCAUCUUGCUGCCGCUGUUGAUGCCAUCAAUGGCCGAGUCAAUAUUCUUGCUGGUGUCAAGCAAGUAAAGGACAUGACUGUAGACCCUACGGCCGUGGAACACAACAGGCAGCCUCCAGCGGAUCCCGUUGCUCCCUCUCUCAAUGAGAAUACACCCUCGAGUCCCGAUCUGUCUGCUGUGCCAGGAUCCGGUCGUAGAUCGAGUAUGACCUCCAAGAUCAUCCUUACCUCAUACCCAGGCCAGGCCGGUGUUGACCCCCUACCUAUGGAUUGGGGCAACAAGGACCCAUCUCUUCGAGGUCCUGUGGUUGUUUCAAGGAAUCCAAGUUCGAUUCGUAGACGCAAUGCUAUUGGUGCACAUGGUGGCUCCUACGCGAUAUAUAAUGCACUCGCCGUAGCGAGCAAGAACCUUAAUACCGAUCACCGUCCGGAUUUCACAAACACCGAGCCGGCAGCCAAUAUUGGACCUUUCCCUCAAUGGUCCGAUCCCAAGAAGAUCGUUGCCAUGGAUCCGCUUGGCCAUCUUUCCCCUUGGCUUUUUAAGGAUAUCAUUCAAAAGGAAGACGUCGAUAUCCGACCUACGAUCGCGAUCACCAAAGCACACAUGAAGGUUCCCGAACUCGAGGAAAGUGUCAAGGCCGGCAGAUUGGUACCAGAUGGCAAGAUUUGCCUCAACGCAACUGGCGAGCUCGCAGUCACGAAGUUCGCAGUGGAGCCAGUCUGGUACCUGCCUGGAGUCGCGGAGCGAUUUGGUAUCGAUGAAGGCACUCUGAGACGUUCUCUUUUCGAGCACACCGGAGGAUCAUAUCCCGAGCUCAUCACGCGAGGAGACAUCAAGACCUUCCUGCCUCCCAUCGGAGGAUUGACUGUUUACUGCUUUGGUGAUCCUGGGAAGAUGUCUGAUCCUAACGUAAAGCUCGCCCUACGCAUCCAUGAUGAAUGCAAUGGUUCAGACGUGUUCGGUUCAGACAUCUGUACAUGCAGGCCUUACCUGACAUUCGGUAUCGAGGAAGCAGUUAAAGAAGCACAGAAGGGUGGAUCAGGGGUUGUCAUAUAUUUUAGAAAAGAGGGCAGAGCUCUUGGAGAGGUCACGAAAUAUCUUGUAUACAAUGCAAGGAAACGUGGUGCCGAUCGCGCAAGCGAAUACUUCAAGCGCACGGAAAACAUCGCCGGAGUCAAGGACAUGCGCUUUCAAGCACUCAUGCCCGACAUCUUACAUUGGCUCGGUAUCACCAAGAUUGAUAGAAUGAUGUGUUGGUGUGAAGGAGAUGUUGACAAAAUCCCGCCAAGCCUCAAGCUGCGAAUUGAGUCCCCUCCAAUUUAUUACACCCUCGGUCAUGAUGCCAUCGUUGAACAAGGCAUUCCAAUUCACGAGCGAGUUGAACUGCCCGACGAAAUGAUUCCUGCCGACAGCAGAGUAGAAAUUGAUGCCAAGAUAGCUGCAGGUUAUUUCACCAAUGGCAAUGUGAUGACGAUGGACGAGCUGUCAAAUGUCCAGGGUCGCGCUUGGGAGGAUGUC
Messenger RNA from Aureobasidium musti, 1628 nucleotides. The record is from the annotation of a GenBank genome assembly. NCBI's taxonomy places the organism in Eukaryota, Fungi, Ascomycota, Dothideomycetes, Dothideales, Saccotheciaceae.